Messenger RNA from Dipodomys ordii (Ord's kangaroo rat), 1614 nucleotides. RefSeq names its product chromosome unknown open reading frame, human C11orf95 (gene Zfta). The transcript has 6 exons. NCBI's taxonomy places the organism in Eukaryota, Metazoa, Chordata, Mammalia, Rodentia, Heteromyidae. The record is from RefSeq and is a predicted model, not a curated record. Gene Ontology annotation, biological process: negative regulation of DNA-templated transcription. Bases 1 to 1614 code for a protein of 537 amino acids.
AUGGCGCGGCCGGCCGGGGGCGACAACGGGGACCAGACUUCGGAAGAACGGCGCGCAAGGCCUCGUUCGGCUGGACAAGAUCUUCAGCUGGAAGGGGGUGCCUUGGGGUCCUGGGGGAGUAACCCCCUCCCCUCUCCCAGGGCCAGGGGACCAGCAUCUUCAGGCAGGAAAUACUCAGACCAUUGUGAGGCCCGGGCCUCCAGGCCUGGAAAGAGCCGCAUCCCUGGCCGUGAUCACCGGCGCUACUACCAUGACCACUGGCGGCUGGAGUACCUGAUGGAUUUCAACCCCGCCCGGCACGGCAUGGUGUGCAUGGUGUGCGGCAGCUCCCUGGCCACCCUCAAGCUCAGCACUAUCAAGCGGCACAUUCGCCAGAAGCACCCCUAUUCCCUGCACUGGAGUCCCCGGGAGAAGGAAGUCAUCAGCAACAGCUGGGAUGCCCACCUGGGGCUGGGGGCCUGUGGCGAGGCUGAGGGCCUAGGGGCCCAGGGGGCUGAGGAGGAAGAAGAGGAAGAGGAGGAGGAGGAGGAGGCAGGCAGCCUCCAAGCAUGCCCGCCCAAGGCCCCAGGCAAAGCCUCAGCUGGUGGGGGCUGCCGGCGCCAGCAUCGAGGGGUGCGAGGGGGCCCAGUGGCACCCUGGCGCCGGCGCCUCUCAGCCUCCCGAAGGGCUGGGGGCAGCAGGGGGCUGGGGGCCCGGCGCCUGGAGCGGAGGCUGAAGGAGUCCCUGCAGAACUGGUUCCGCGCUGAGUGUCUCAUGGAUUAUGACCCGCGGGGGAACCGGCUGGUGUGCAUGGCCUGUGGCCAGGCACUGCCCAGCCUGCACCUGGACGACAUCCGUGCCCACGUGCUGGAGGUGCACCCCAGCUCCCUGGGGCUCAGUGGCCCCCAGCGCAGUGCCUUGCUGCAGGCCUGGGGUGACCAGCCUGAGGCGCUGUCCGAGCUCACCCAGGCCCCACCAGACGGUGACCUCAUCCCCCAGGACCUGACCAGAAAGAGCCGGGACUCCGCCCCCAAUGCUGGCGCCCCCUCCUCUCAGGACCUCAGCCCCCCAGACGUAAAGGAAGAGGCUGGCUGGGUCCCUGAGGGGCCCGGGUCCGCAGAGGAGGAGGAGGAGGGCGAGGGCGAGAGGGCAGGGGUCCCGGGCCGGUCGCCUGGGGGCCGCCCGCGCCGCCACUACCAGGAGCGCUGGCGGCUGGAGUACCUCGUGGAGCUGGACGGCUGCCGGCGCGGCCUGGUGUGCAUGGUGUGCGGGGGCGCGCUGGCCUCGCUCAAGAUGAGCACCAUCCAGCGGCACAUCCGCCAGCACCACCCGGGCUCCACGCGCCUCAGCGGGCCUGUGAAGGCCCUCAUCGCCCGGGAGUGGAGCGAGAAGGCCGCCCGCCUGCUGGCCCUGGGGCUGCCUGGCCCCGAGUCCCCCAGGGGCCCAGCCGCCACCGCCGCCGCCUCGGAGCAGGGGGGAGGGGCAGAGGAGGCGGAGCCAGAGGAGGAGUGGUGGGGCGACGUCCCGCCGUCCCCGGGGACCCCGUUGGAGCGGCCGGCCGAGGAAGAGGAGGAUGAAGAGGACGGCCAGGAGCCAGAACCCAAGGUUCAAGUGCCUCAGGCCCAGUCUCCUUGA